AUGGCGGCCCUGGCAUCUAUGGUCGGUCGAAUCUACCAGGCAUUCAGCCCACCUCAACCGCCUCCUAAGCGCGGAGACGCUCUCAAGUUUGGCAUUCUCGGAGCGGCCAAUAUUGCACCACUGGCUCUGAUCACUCCGGCGAAAUCUCAUCCUGAAGUCAUCGUCCAAGCAGUGUCGGCUCGUGAUCGGAAGAAGGCUGAGGAGUUCGCAAAGGCCCAUUCCAUCCCGGAAGUCAGAGAUUCAUAUGAGGACAUUCUCAGCGAUCCCAACAUCGACUGUGUUUUCAUUCCGCUGCCUAACGGCCUACAUUUUGAAUGGGCUGUCCGAGCCAUUCGGGCCGGUAAGCAUGUGCUGGUUGAGAAGCCAUCAGUGUCCAACGCGACCGAGGCGGAGAUCCUCUUCAACCUCCCAGAGUUGUCGCAGCCAAAUGGUCCUGUCAUUCUCGAGGCAUUUCACAGUCGCUUCUUCCCGGCUUGGUCCUACUUCCGCUCUUUAAUCGAUCCGGCCAACAUUGAGCAUGUCAACGCAGUCUCGAUGAUCCCGUGGUGGGGGACCAGUAAGGAUGACAUCCACUUCAACUACAACCUCUCGGGUGGAAGCAUGAUGGCGAUGGGCACUUACAACAUGGCUGCGCUGCGGAUGGCCUUUGACGCUGAGCCUGAGGAGUGUCUCAGUUGCGAGGUGCAUGCAUACACGGACGGGGUCCAUGAUAAGUGUGAUUAUGACUUUCAUGCAACGUUCCGAUUUCCCAACGGUGCUAUCGGAGAGGCUUCAAGUACGUUGAAGGGGCCUACGUACUGGACUCCUUCGCAUGUCACCGUGACCCAAAAAGAAGUCAUUAUCGCAGAUGAGACUCUCCCUCAAACCCAAGUCAAAGUUCAACAGCGUCAGCUUACCCUCCACGGCUUUGUGCAUGGGAUCUUCUGGCAUCGUAUCGAUAUCAAGGACAUCUACCAGGUCCGGAACCGAGAUACAAGCAAGGUUAUCCGUGGAUGGGAGCAAACAACCUACCAUAAGGCCUACACCUUCAAAGAGGCUGGAGGGGAAUUCGCGGAUCUUCCCGGUGAGCCUUUCUGGAUGUCUUAUCGACACCAAUUGGAGCAAUUUGUCAAUCGAGUGAAGGGUCGGGAGACGCAACAUUGGAUUAGUGGUGCCGACUCCAUUGCCCAAAUGAAGAUGCUGGAUAUGGCUUAUGAAAAAAGUGGACUCGGCCGUCGGCCCACAAGUUCAUUCCAGGUCAACAAGUCUUAA
This is a messenger RNA of Aspergillus nidulans FGSC A4, 1251 nucleotides long. Its product is annotated as Gfo/Idh/MocA family protein. Gene Ontology annotation, molecular function: D-xylose 1-dehydrogenase (NADP+) activity; nucleotide binding. The transcript is spliced from 3 exons. The record is from RefSeq and is a predicted model, not a curated record. NCBI's taxonomy places the organism in Eukaryota, Fungi, Ascomycota, Eurotiomycetes, Eurotiales, Aspergillaceae. The coding region runs from base 1 to 1251 and encodes 416 amino acids.